AUGUCAAUUGUUUAUCGUGGCUCGCGGUCAAGUUUUACCACCUUCCAUUCUGAGCUCAAAUUGUCACUUGUCUUAACACAGGAUAAUGACUAUCAUCCACCACUCGAGAAUGAAAUAGCUAGACGUAAUACACUACUCAUAAGGUUGCUGAAAAUUCUUCGACAGCCCAUGACCAGCUUCGCCCUUCUCGAGGUUCAUGAGAGCGGAGAUUCGCAAACCCCUAACUACUUGCAAAUCUGCAAGACUGUUCAACGAAUUAGCUAG
Molecule: messenger RNA, 264 nt
Organism: Opisthorchis viverrini
Lineage: Eukaryota; Metazoa; Platyhelminthes; Trematoda; Opisthorchiida; Opisthorchiidae
Exons: 2
Coding region: 1-264 (87 amino acids)
Source: RefSeq, a predicted model, not a curated record